UUGAUGAUCAUCACGAUCAUCAACUCCGAAACCGUCCGCCGAGAAUGCCGUUUCCACACCGGCAUCUGUACCAGAGCACCCUUUCGGCACGAAGGGUGGAUCCCACGUUCGGAAAAUGGAGUGAAAUUGUGGGUAGAGCGGUUAAUUCUUAUCUGCUAUUUUCAUGCCCCCAUCACAAACUUGGCCAAUCGAAAGCCCCUCCUUUUUUCCCCAUCUCGACUCCGAUCGCCUCCUCCUCCUCCUCCUCCGGCGAGAGGCAGCGCCAUUUUUAUGGCCUUCGUGUUCCACAACCAUGCAGCGGGCGAUCUGACGCUGGGGAAGCCGGAGCUCGUGGAGUUCUCGGAGGCGGAGACGCUGGAGGCCGCCGUCUGGGCCAUCGCUGCGUCCCCCGAGGCCACGAUCCCUGUCUGGCGCAAGCGCUCUCCGGCCGAGGAUGCAGCCGGGAUCCCGUGCUCCGAUAGGUUUUUGGGGAUGAUCAACUCGCUGGAGGUGGCCGCCUUCCUCGCUAGGACCGGCGGCGAUCACGACCGCGCCAUGCGGACGCCGGUCUCGGAGGUCGUCACGCCCAAUCCCAGCCUCCUGAAGGAGGUGGAUCCCCGCGUGAGGUUAGUCGAUGUUCUUGAGGUGAUGAAGACAGGAGUUAGAUGUUUGCUCGUGCGCAAAAGCUCAAGCGGCCUAGAAUCCAUAGCCACCAAAGCGAGCGACAACGCUCGACCUUCCACUUCGUCUUCUUCGCACCACGACGACAGGUUCUGCUGCCUCUCCCGCGAAGACGUCGUACGGUUCCUGAUCGGCCACCUCGGCGCUCUCGCUCCCAUUCCGCUCUCCUCCAUCUCUUCCCUCGGAGCUUUCUCCCCGCACUACUCCCACAUCGAAGCCUCUUCCCCCGCCAUGCGAGCCCUCGCCAAGAUGCCGAACGACCCCUGCGCCAUUGCAGUGGUGGAGACGAACCCCGACGGCACUCACAGGAUUCUCGGCGACAUCUCGGCCUACAAGCUUUGGAAAUGCGACUGCCCGGCCGCCGCGUGGGCCUUGAGGUGCCUGUCCGCGGGGCAGUUCGGGAUGGGCGUGGAGGACGGCGACAGUUCACGGGCAGAGGAUGCGUCGAACGGCGGCGCCGGGGGGAGGCCGAGGAGCAUGCGUUGGGGGGCGAGCAAGCCGCUGAGGUGCAAGGACACGAGCUCGCUGGCGGCGGUGAUGGCUCAGAUGCUGUCGCACAGAGCCACGCACGUCUGGGUGGUCGACGCGGAGUCGGAGGACGACACCUUGGUGGGUGUGGUCUCGUACACCGACAUCUUGGACGCCGUCGCCAGGUAUCCUACGAUCAUGAGGCCUCGAAAUAUUUGAUUUUCCCUUUUUUUUCUUUUUCUUUUUUUUUUAAAAAUAAUUUUAAAUUUCUUUGAACGGGGUUUUGUUUCGGUGGUAAAUUUUAAAAUGCUUCCUAAUAUUUACUAAUUUACAAUGUUGAGAUUUUGAUUCA
Molecule: messenger RNA, 1480 nt
Organism: Zingiber officinale
Lineage: Eukaryota; Viridiplantae; Streptophyta; Magnoliopsida; Zingiberales; Zingiberaceae
Product: CBS domain-containing protein CBSX6-like
Exons: 2
Coding region: 4-1347 (447 amino acids)
Source: RefSeq, a predicted model, not a curated record